Molecule: messenger RNA, 3299 nt
Organism: Sardina pilchardus (European sardine)
Lineage: Eukaryota; Metazoa; Chordata; Actinopteri; Clupeiformes; Clupeidae
Gene: lingo1b
Product: leucine rich repeat and Ig domain containing 1b
Exons: 2
Coding region: 245-2116 (623 amino acids)
Cellular component (GO): extracellular matrix
Molecular function (GO): epidermal growth factor receptor binding
Source: RefSeq, a predicted model, not a curated record
CGCCUAUCUGAGCGUGUGUGCCUGUGUUUACAUGCCAUCUUUUUAUCUGAAGCCCGAAUGCCCGCAUCUAGAGGACCUGCACCUUCCGGCGCUCCGUUCUAAAUGGUUCCUGUGUCUGUAGGGGCUCCUCGUUUCCCUAUGACUGUCUUCAAAGGCCUUAGAAUCUCUCUCCAGCACUCAAAGGCAAUUUGGAUUUAACACCGAUUGUGGCAGCAUGGAAUAGCCUCACGUUUGGAUUCUCUGCAUGACGAUUGUGCAGGUAACCAAUAGGAUGGUGGCGGGGGAGGCAGGCGGGCCCAACUACCUGGUGGCGUGCUGGCAGCCCAUCCUGCUCCUGAUGCUGGGCACCGUGCUCUCGGGCUCUGCCACCGGCUGCCCGUCGCGCUGCGAGUGCAACGGCCAGGAGCGCUCGGUCGUCUGCCACCGCCGGAAGCUGACCGCUCUCCCCGAGGGCGUCCCCAUGGAGACGCGACUGUUAGACCUCAGCAAAAACCGCCUGAAGACCAUCAACCCCGAGGAGUUCGUCAGCUACCCGCACCUGGAGGAGCUGCAGCUGAACGAGAACAUCAUCUCCGUCAUCGAGCCGGGAGCCUUCGCCAAUCUCUACGGCUUGCGGACGUUGGGCCUGCGCAACAAUAAGCUCAAGCUCAUCCAGCUGGGGGUCUUUACGGGAUUAAGCAACCUGACCCACCUGGACAUCAGCGAGAACAAGAUCGUCAUCCUGCUGGACUACAUGUUCCAGGACCUGUACAACCUCAAGUCGCUGGAGGUGGGCGACAACGACCUGGUGUUCAUCUCGCACCGCGCCUUCCACGGCCUGAGCGGCCUGGAGCAGCUGACCAUCGAGAAGUGCAACCUGACCGCGCUGCCCAAAGAGGCCUUGAGCCACGUCCACAACCUGCUGACGCUCCGGCUGCGCCACCUCAACAUCAACGCCAUCGGGGAUUACUCGUUCCGGAGACUCUAUCGGCUCCAGGUGCUGGAGAUCGUGCACUGGCCUCUCCUGGACACCAUGACCGCCAAGUCCCUCUACGGGCUUAACAUCACCACCUUGUCCAUCACCCACUGCAAUCUCACGGCCGUCCCUUACCAAGCUAUCCGCCACCUGGUGUACCUCCGCACCCUCAAUUUGUCGUUCAACCCGAUUCACACGAUCGAGGGGAACCUGCUGCACCACUUGCUCAGGCUCCAGGCCUUCCACUUAGUCGGGGGCAGACUGGCUGCCAUCGAGCCUUACUCCUUCAGAGGGCUCAACUAUCUCAAAGUUCUCAACGUGUCAAGCAAUAACCUCAGCACUUUAGAGGAGUCCGCCUUUCACUCGGUCGGCAACCUGGAGACGCUGGCGCUCCACGACAACCCUUUGGCCUGCGACUGCCGCCUCCUGUGGGUGUUCCGUCGCCGCUGGAGGCUCAACUUCAAUCGCCAGCAGCCCGCGUGCGCCUCGCCCGAGUCCGUGCAGGGCAAGGAGUUCAAGGACUUCCCCGACAUCCUGCCGCCCCACUACUACACCUGCCUCAAGUCCAAGAUCCGGGAGCGCAAGGCCCAGCACAAGUUCGUGGACGAGGGCACCACGGUCAAUUUCGCGUGCCAGGCCGACGGCGAUCCCGUCCCGGUGAUCAUCUGGCAGACGCCGCGGAAGCAGUUCGUCACCGUCAAAACGAUCGGGCGACUCAGCGUCUCCGCAGACGGCACCCUGGAGGUGCGCUACGCCCAGAUCCAAGACAAUGGCACGUACACGUGCAUCGCCAGCAACGCGGGGGGAAACGACACCCGCCUCGCCCAUCUGCAUGUGCAGAGCUACUCCCCCAACUGGCCCCAUCAGCCGAAUAAAACAUUCGCCUUCAUCUCCAAUCAGCCCAGCGACAGUGGCGCCAACGCCACCCGAGGAAUAGUGCCCUUCCCGUUCGACGUGAAAACUCUGAUCAUCGCCACCACCAUGGGAUUUAUCUCGUUCCUCGGCGUCGUGCUCUUUUGUCUCGUUCUCCUCUUCCUCUGGAGCAGAGGGAAAGGCAACGCCAAGCCAAACAUCGAGAUUGAGUAUGUACCUAGGAAGACAGAUGCGGGUGAGAGCAGCCCGACCGAGGGGCCCCGUAAAAUCAAUAUGAAAAUGAUGUAAGAACAAAGUGAUAGGUGAAUGAACAGUCUAUUUGAAAGCCAUGGGGCUGGUUAUGUGUCGAACCUAUUAGAGAUAUAAAUAUCUUUGGGGGAAAAAAUAAGCCAACUUCUCAGUGUUUUAAAGAUUUCCAUCAACGGGUUCCUAACAGUGCACACCUGGAUGGGAUUACUGGAACCCGAGUCUGUGUGGAUUUGUAUGGGCAAUAGAUUGUUUCAAACUGAAUACAAUUCACUUUCCUUUCUGUGUGAGCCAGAACUCAAAAGGCAGAUUGUUAUUGGGGUCUGUUCUUUUGUCUGUGUUUUCUUGUACAUUGUUAUUUCUAUGUACAUAGGGCAAUGCACUUGUUGUAUGCUAAUGUUAAAAAGAUGUUCAUGGGUUGGUGAGCCUAUUAGCGUGCAUGUAUUGUAUAAGCACAGGUCAAAUACAUGCCAACACAAAAGAUGACACCACCAUAAAAUCUCCAUUGUGAUUUCGGUGACAAUUUACAUUACAUGGCCCUUAUUACACUGUUACAGUGCCAGUCAGUGCAAUGCAACAUGCUAGUAGUCAAUGUGAAACAGCACAUUGAACCUUUGUAGUCACACAUCAGAACCCAACAUCCCAAAACUGUAACUGUACAGUAUUAGUGGCCUGUCACUUAUAACUGAUCAUUACUUAAUAUAUUACACUGUAACAAGGGCUAUAUAAUGUAAACUGUGACCAUGAUUUGUUUAAAGAAAAUGAGACAACUACAUUACAAAUAUUUGAAAUAUAAAAAAUAUGCUUGACAAUCAUAUUAUAAAGGUCAAGUGUUAAAUGCUUAAAAAAAAGUUCCAUGCCAAGUUAUUACUGACUUAUUGACAUCCGCUUAAACAAAUUUGGCCAGAUGUAGCUUUUUGGUUCUUAAGGCUACAAAGCAGAGGUACAUACUUGGUAGCCAUAAUGUGAAGGGCACAUCUGGUGAUACAAAAGCAUUCAAGUCUCUAUUUAUGAGUUGGUAUACUCUGCCUUUUCUUUCUCCCUUGUUUUCAGCAUAACUAACAAACAUUGUAAAACAGGGUUUUGUAUUUGUUGAGAACUGUCUUGUGCUGUUCUUGGUUUCACAAGCCAUGGAUAACUCUGGGGGAAGAGUGUUUAUCAAACCUUGAAAUGCCAUCCUCACUGAUUUUGGGAUAUAAAAAAUGUACAACAUUAAAAUGGUAAG